GCAGAACCAGUCACCCACAUGUUGUCCCUUCCAUGAAAACCCACCUCUAUAAAACUCUUUUGAAUCACAUCAUUCUUUCCCGUCAAAAUAAUUCAUUUGGAUAGUCGUCUUCAACUGCUUCUUCUCUGAGAAAACUUAUCAAUUUGUUGAAGAUUCCAAUCAAUGGUGUCGUACGAGAAGGAUCUCAAUCUGAAAGCAACUGAAUUGAGAUUAGGGUUACCAGGAAGCAAUGAGCCUGAGGAACAAUUGUCUCCAAGUGUAAAGAGUAACAACAAGAGAGCCUCACCGGAGACCUAUGAAGACAGUAGUGCCAGCGUUGCCGAUCGAGACAGAACUCCUCCAGCAAAGUCACAAGUAGUGGGAUGGCCACCGGUUCAGUCAUUUCGCAAGAACAGUUUAAAGAAAUCAGAGGCAGAUGCUGCUGGGAUGUAUGUGAAAGUAAGCAUGGAUGGAGCUCCAUAUCUUAGAAAGAUUGAUCUCAAAUUGUACAAGAGUUACCCAGAACUCUUAAAGGCCUUGGAGAACAUGUUCAAGAUCAAGAUUGGUCAAUAUUCAGAGAGGGAAGGCUACAAUGGAUCUGAAUAUGCACCUACUUAUGAAGACAAAGAUGGUGACUGGAUGUUGGUUGGAGAUGUUCCAUGGAAUAUGUUCAUCAACUCUUGCAAGAGACUAAGGAUCAUGAAAGGGUCAGAAGCCAGAGGCUUAGGUUGUUUGUGAAUCAGAGAGUCUGACCAAGGAAGAUAGAACUUUUUUUCUUUUUCCAUUUAGCUCCAUGAAAAUACAGAGAACAGUGAAGGAAAAUGAGGAUUGGUCGAGAUCCAAAUUGUACAAAGGAAAAAAAAAAAAAACUUUUACUUCACUGUAUGUUAUAGAUUGGAUACAUAUCAAUAAUCAUAUACGAGGAUCGAUCGGAAAAUAGUUCAUACUUUGUGAGAUUGAAUUUUGGGUUCAUUAUACAUAUUAUUAUUCUUCUUGGUUACAA
This is a messenger RNA of Tripterygium wilfordii, 982 nucleotides long. RefSeq names its product auxin-induced protein 22D-like. Bases 163 to 717 code for a protein of 184 amino acids. Lineage: Eukaryota; Viridiplantae; Streptophyta; Magnoliopsida; Celastrales; Celastraceae. Gene Ontology annotation, molecular function: protein binding. The record is from RefSeq and is a predicted model, not a curated record. Gene Ontology annotation, cellular component: nucleus. The transcript has 3 exons. Gene Ontology annotation, biological process: regulation of DNA-templated transcription.